This is a messenger RNA of Lasiosphaeria miniovina, 1053 nucleotides long. RefSeq lists its product as uncharacterized. NCBI's taxonomy places the organism in Eukaryota, Fungi, Ascomycota, Sordariomycetes, Sordariales, Lasiosphaeriaceae. The record is from RefSeq and is a predicted model, not a curated record. The transcript has a single exon. The coding region runs from base 1 to 1053 and encodes 350 amino acids.
AUGGCUUCUGAUAUUCACAAGAGACGUACAGGCAAGGGAUUCAAGAUCUCUGAGGAGAUCGUCAUGAAGGAGGAGAUGUACGAGGAGGAAGACGAAGAUAUGCCACGCUCGUAUCGAAAUCUCCACGCCUACUUCAGCACACCGUCUAGCAACAUGAACAACCGCGUCAAUGCCUACAUCACUAACCGUGUUGCCAUGGCCAGCUUGGUGCAUCAGGCCGAGGUUAAUCGCCAGUUUGAAGAGCAGUUUCCUGGUGCCGCCCGCCUCACUCAAGCCCCGACACAGUCCAUUUAUCUGCAGAACCUUCCACCCGAGCACUCGGCCCAGUCAUCGCAUCAGUUCCCCCUUCCGCAAACAUACCAAACCACGCCAAUGGCAUAUCCGCGUGACAGAUCACACUCGGUUACACAGAACAUGCCCAUGUCCCCACACCAACUCCCAGCAGGUCACUAUCAUUACGCUUCUCCUCUUGGUCCGCAUGCCUCGCUUGAAGCAAACCCCUCUCCGCCGAUCUUGACACCGGGCUCGGGUAGCACCGACACACCUCCGUCGAGAUCUACACCUCCUUUUUCCUACAAAUCGGAGGACCGGCGGCAUUCAUAUGCGGGAUAUCUCGUGGACCCUUCGCUCUCCAUAGCACCAAGCCAUGUUAUGGACGCUUUCAACUUGGAUAUUCAACCUGAGGGUCAGGCGGUGGCAAAAGAUGACAUGAACCAUCAGCUGGCGGAAUAUUUCUUCGCCGGGCCGAUAAAUGAACUUGCGGGGUCGGAGCCGCACUAUUGGAUGCCCUCAAUCUCACUUGAAGACAAACACAAUACGGCCUCCUCCAUCACCAGUAUUCCAGGCCUCGCACAUGGGAUAGGGAAUGAGCAUAGCCAAGGCGACGUCCCUGAUUUCUUCAAUACCCUUCAUCCACAUUCCAGCAACAAGAAUGUCGGGUUUGUGGGCGAAGCUGGCAAUAUCGGCACGCCAGGUGGGGGGAUUGGGGACUCAUGGGACUCGUGGAUCAACACGGAUGAGCAGUACGAGCCAGCUGCAAACGAAGCCAAUUAG